UAAAUGAUUAGUAUCUAAAUUAAUUUUAAAUUGUACACCUAAUUUUUCAAUGGAUUUCAAAAACUUCAAAUUCUAAAUCUCUCAAUUUGAAUUGACAUCAUCUAACAAAACUCACUUCUGUUUUAUCUAGAAAACUAGGAUAGUAUCAAGCUAAUUGUUAUUAACAUAAUCUGAGUUGUUUCAAAAACCCAACAUGCAUUAUAUUCUAUCUGAUAACAUGUGGGUGAAAAUACAGCAACUUUAUCCUUAAAUCCUCACUUAUUACAUUGUCCUCUUCUACACUAUCAUCUUGAAAAAAGCUUCACCUAAAAAAAAAACCCAGAAAUUGAACCAAAAAAAUAUAAAUAUAUCCAUCUACAUGGAAACAGAACCAACAUGGCAUGAACUAUUAGGAAGCAAAAAUUGGGAAGGCCUUCUCCAACCUUUAAAUCUCACUCUCCGGCGCUUGAUUUUACGUUGCGGUGAUUUUUGUCAAGCUACUUACGAUGCCUUCAACAAUGACCAAAAUUCCAAAUAUUGUGGCACGAGCCGUUAUGGUAAAAAAUCAUUUUUUGACAAAGUCAUGUUAGAAAAUGCUUCUGAUUACAAGAUCCACUGCUUCCUCUAUGCCACCGCGCGUAUUGGCGCGCUUGGGGCUAUUUUCCUCCACUCUCUGUCUCACGAGUCGUGGGACAGAGAGUCUAAUUGGAUUGGCUAUAUAGCCGUUACGAGUGAUGAAGUUAGUCGUAAACUAGGCCGUAGGGAAGUAUACGUUGUGUUUCGUGGCACGUCUAGGAAUUAUGAAUGGGUCAAUGUUUUAGGUGCUCGUCCUGAUUCAGCUGACUCUUUGCUUCAUCCUAAGUCUUUGCAGAAAGGUGUUUUAAGUGGUGAUAGCAGUAAAAACAAAGAGGAUGAGGAUGAGGAUGAGGAUGAGGACGAGGACGAGGUGAAAGUAAUGGAUGGGUGGCUUAAGAUUUACGUAUCCAGUGACCCGAAAUCGUCCUUCACGAGACUAAGUGCAAGAGAACAGCUUCAAGCAAAGAUUAAAGCACUAAGAAAUCAGUAUAAAGAUGAGAAUUUGAGUAUAACUUUUACGGGGCACAGUCUUGGUGCUAGUCUAGCUACUUUAGCGGCAUUUGAUAUAGUUGAAAAUGUUGUCCCAGUUGAUAUUCCAGUAUCUGCUAUCGUCUUUGGUAGUCCACAAGUUGGGAACAAAACAUUCAAUGAAAGAAUCAAGAAAUUCUCUAACUUGAAUAUCUUACAUGUUAAGAACAAGAUUGAUCUCAUUCCCCUUUACCCUAGUGCUCUGUUGGGGUAUGUGAAUUCAGGUAUCGAGCUACUCAUCGAUAGUAGAAAGUCCGUGAGUUUAAAGAAGUCGAUAGACACUAGCGAUUGGCAUAACUUGCAGGCAAUGUUGCAUGUUGUGGCUGGAUGGAAUGGGGAUGAUGGAAAGUUUGAGUUGAAAGUCAAGAGGAGUGUAGCUUUGGUGAACAAGUCAUCUUCUUUCUUGAAAGAUGAGUUCUUGAUUCCAGGGUCAUGGUGGGUUGAGAAGAAUAAAGGGAUGGUUCUUGAUGAAAAUGGAGAGUGGAUUUUGGCACCACCUUCAGAUGAGAACCUUCCAAUCCCUGAGUAUUGAAAAAAAAAAUUCCCCCAAUUUUUGGGAUGAGUAGUUUGUUCGCUAAAAGGGCUUCCUACAAUAGAACUUUAUUGUCCAGACCUUUCACCUUUAUUGUCCGGAGCUUUCUCGGAUCCCGUGCAUGACGUGAGAUUCGGUGCACUGGACAGCCCUUUGUAGUAGUUUGUUCACUUUGCAGUUUUUUUGUUGAUAUUGGUUAUCCUGUUUUAGCCUUGUCAAAUGUGAAUGCAUCCGGUAUCUAUCUUGUAAUAUUGUAUAUAUAUUUUCGCCGAACCUGGUAUUGUACUAGUUUAUUUAUUUAUCACUGUGGCGUUUGAGCCAACUUGUACGCA
Messenger RNA from Capsicum annuum, 1947 nucleotides. RefSeq names its product phospholipase A1-IIdelta. Gene Ontology annotation, biological process: lipid metabolic process. The coding region runs from base 359 to 1615 and encodes 418 amino acids. NCBI's taxonomy places the organism in Eukaryota, Viridiplantae, Streptophyta, Magnoliopsida, Solanales, Solanaceae. The record is from RefSeq and is a predicted model, not a curated record. The transcript is spliced from 2 exons. Gene Ontology annotation, molecular function: glycerophospholipid phospholipase A1 activity.